This is a messenger RNA of Pisolithus orientalis, 332 nucleotides long. RefSeq lists its product as uncharacterized. The transcript has a single exon. The coding region runs from base 65 to 292 and encodes 75 amino acids. Lineage: Eukaryota; Fungi; Basidiomycota; Agaricomycetes; Boletales; Pisolithaceae. The record is from RefSeq and is a predicted model, not a curated record.
CACAGCCCGGACCAAACUUGCAAGUAAGCUGAUCAGUGUGCUCUCGAAACGUGUGACGACGUUUAUGAUGUUAUCUAGCCAGUGUACACGCCGUCGCAUCAAGUGCGAGUACCCCACAGAGUCCCGUCGUGGUCAGCACAAGCGUCGCCGAAAGACUCUUGACAGCGACGUUGCCGGUCAAACAUCAACCCAAAGCCCAACACGAACCAACCCCGCACCACCAAGCACUCCAUCGACGUCCGCAGCCACGAGUUCACCGUCAUCUAACAUCAGUCCGCCGGCAUCGGCAUGAUAACUUAUGAAUGCUUUAAGUAACGUUUAUUGGCUUUUUU